GCAAUUAUUCUAAUGUCUGGUGUACUAGGUAGAAAAUGGUCGGGACCUAAAAACGAUCCCUUGAUUUUCAUUGCGAAUCCUGUUGAAGCCGACAUGCCUGGUCACUGGAUGCCUUUGAGCAUCGUCAAGGUCAUCCUUGAGAAGACCACCCCUAAGCCGGUCACUUUCCCAUCGAGGAAACCACUUAAAAUUACCAUGCCUCCAACAACUCCUACUACUACAACAACAGAAGCUCCUACAACUACUGAAGCUUCUACAACGACUGAAGCUGCAACGAUGACUACAGAAGCUGCAACGACUACAGAAGCUGCAACGACUACAGAAGCUGUGACAACUACAGAAGCUGCGACAAUUACAGAAGCUGCGACAACUACAGAAGCUUCUACAACGACAGAAGCUACAACAACUACAGAAGCACCAACAACGACUACAGAAGCUCCCACAACGACUACAGAAGCACCAACAACGACUACAGAAGCUCCCACAACGACUACAGAAGCUCCCACAACGACUACAGAAGCUCCAACAACAACAGAAGCUACGACAACUACGACAACAACAGAAGCAACGACAACUACGACAACCACAGAAGCUACGACAACUACGACGACAACCACUACAACAACACAAGCUCCAUCAACGAAACGGAUGCCAAAACGAGGUUCAACUAGAAAAGAUAAGGACUCGCAUGCCAAUAUGAAUGCGAAAAAAUGAAUUAUUGAAUCUUUUUUAAA
Molecule: messenger RNA, 734 nt
Organism: Ostrinia furnacalis (Asian corn borer)
Lineage: Eukaryota; Metazoa; Arthropoda; Insecta; Lepidoptera; Crambidae
Product: integumentary mucin C.1-like
Exons: 1
Coding region: 13-714 (233 amino acids)
Source: RefSeq, a predicted model, not a curated record